Molecule: messenger RNA, 1635 nt
Organism: Spea bombifrons (plains spadefoot toad)
Lineage: Eukaryota; Metazoa; Chordata; Amphibia; Anura; Pelobatidae
Gene: TGIF1
Product: TGFB induced factor homeobox 1
Exons: 3
Coding region: 426-1238 (270 amino acids)
Biological process (GO): regulation of transcription by RNA polymerase II
Molecular function (GO): RNA polymerase II cis-regulatory region sequence-specific DNA binding; DNA-binding transcription factor activity, RNA polymerase II-specific
Source: RefSeq, a predicted model, not a curated record
AUACAGUGUCAAAAGCCCAGACUGUCUGCGAGCGAGAAGAGGGGGGGACCGGCGAGGGGAUUUUCGUAGCUCCGCCCCCUGCGAGGGUGUCUGACUCUCUGACAGUCACUGGGAGGGUGUGAGAGCGCAGAGCUUUCUUACAAACCAUUACUCAUUAGUAUAAGGGGGAGGGAGAGGAUUACACUACAUCUACCUCUCUCUUUCUUUAACCUCAGCUGCCUCAUUGUGGGACCAGGCUGGACGGGGGUGAGAGAGGGAACGGGCUCAUCACCCGCAGGGAAACUUUUUAAGAGAAGCUGCAGCAGCAGCAGCGAGAGCCGCUAACAAAGCCCGGGACAUAGCGUACAUACACACACAUCCAAGCGAUCUGGUAUCUGUGGACACGGGGGGAGCUUUAAAUAACGCCGUGCGGUACCGAUCUCGCCAUGAAAGCUAAGAAAGUGCCUCUUUCAGGCAGCGAGACUGAGGAUGAUGAUGGUCUGGAUAUCCCACUGGAUCUCUCCUCCACUGCUGGUUCAGGGAAGAGGAGAAGGCGUGGAAACCUUCCUAAAGAAUCAGUGCAGAUCCUGCGAGAUUGGCUUUAUGAGCAUCGCUAUAACGCUUACCCCUCUGAGCAAGAGAAAGCACUCCUGUCCCGUCAAACACAUCUCUCAACACUACAGGUUUGCAAUUGGUUUAUCAACGCUCGCCGCAGACUUUUGCCGGACAUGCUAAGAAAGGAUGGGAAGGACCCCAAUCAGUUCACAAUAUCCCGGAAGGGGGCUAAAAUAACUGAUGUGAUACAAAUGGAUUCUCCAACAGGCACCAAACCAUACAUUCCGACUAUUGAUGAAAACUCAUUUCAGUUCAGUACGACCGUUUCUAACCAGAGCUCAGGGAAGUUGCUGGCUAAACUGUCUCCUCAGCAGUCUCUGUUGGCUCGUCCAUCCGUCAUAUGUCAUACCACUGUAACAUCGCUAAAUGAUGCCCCUUUCAACUUCACUCACGUGUUGAACGCUGGACAAAUCCCAGAGCAGCAGUUGCAGACUGAGAUGAACACCUUUACAGAGACCUCAUUUGUAUGCCAUGAAGAUACAAGUAAACUCGGACAAAACACAAGUGCACAGAGUGGACUCUUCAACACUCCGCCACCUACCCCGCCAGAUCACAACCAAGAUUUCAGUGGCUUCCAGUUAUUGGUCGACGUUGCUCUCAAACAGGCGGCAGAAAUGGAGCUACUGGCCAAGCAUGUGGCUUAACAUCUUUCUCUGCUAAGACUUUGAAACUGUUCACAUUUCUUUUUGAACUGCCCAGGUUGAUAUCCAGGACAUAUCUACAUUAUUUCAAACAAUAUAUAUAUAUAUUUUUUCUAUUCGUGUAAUUUGCACACAGGAUUGUCAAAAGUGAAGCUUUCUUGUAACAAAGGAGUCUUACCCCCUUUCAACUUACAAAGACUUUUUUUUUUUUUUUGGUUUUGGGAGGGGUUCAUAUGCGGAGACUGUUUUCUGGCCUUACUGUCAUAAACUGUGACUAUAUCAUUGCCUUCUCAGUUGCCAUCUGUGGACAAAGUUGCCAUUGACUUGCUCAAAAUCUUGCAGUGAUUAACACAAACUCAGGGGUGAAGGUUAAUACUAAUAUCUGUGUGUGAUAUAUAUA